Messenger RNA from Schistosoma spindalis, 3111 nucleotides. The record is from the annotation of a GenBank genome assembly. Lineage: Eukaryota; Metazoa; Platyhelminthes; Trematoda; Strigeidida; Schistosomatidae.
GCAUAUUUGAUGUAACAAUAGGAACGGCAAAAUAGAAACGAUCUUCCAUUAACAAAGUAUUGAUCGUUUACUAGGCUGGAUUAGCACCUUUCAUACAGUUUUGUAAGUUAGUUAAGUAUUUAUAAAGCAAAGAAUUUAUUUGUUUACCACUCUGAUUUAUAGACGAACUUUGAAAGAAUCUCAAGCGACCUUGAGAAAUAUUAGUCAAUCAGUAGACUGUUAAUAUAAAAAACCAACAACUAAAGUGGAUAUACUUCUUUUACAUGUCCAAAAACUGAUGAGACUUCAAAAUUCUAGGGUUGUUAACGCCGUAAGUUGGUAGACUUAACUCAGAAAUAGUAUUGAUUGAGCCUAAAAUAUUAUCGUCUGGCUGCGAUGAAUUAAAAGGAUUGGUUGGUGGACUAUCCAUAACGAUAAGCUUACUGGGAGAGUACACGGUUUGGAAAAAAACAAAAUAGACUAGUGUACCAAGUAAAAAAAAUGUAAGCAGUAUAACUUCUAUAAUGUAUUCAAAGGCUCACCAGAUAAUUGUGGUGGACCAGACAACGUAUGAACGUAAAAAGUAUCAACAAAGUUAUUGAAGAUCGAUAGCAAUGUUAAUAUAUAUAAGUCAAUUGUUACCAAUACAACAGAAAAUAGCUACUUUACUUAAAUUCACCAAAUUGAUGUGUGUUUGGCGUUGGUCUGGUGCUGAAAAUCCACAAUUAUAAAUGUUUGGUAAUUCCAAUCAGGUUGAUGACACGUUUACACGAGUCGUACGGAAGAGUUGGGAAUAUUGUUGAAAUAGAUGAAACAGUAGUAUGGAAGCGGUAAUAUAACAAAGAACGUAAUAUUAGCUUGUAAUUUUCAUUGUACAUAUAUGCCUGCAAUACCCAUACCACUGAACAGCUGAAGUCUCAGUCUGCAAAUGCUGCAGCCAGUGUUACUGGUGAUUUUAUUAUCCAGUUUGCGACAGUUAUCAUGAUUUGUCUCAGUCUCGAUCGCGAUCGAACGAAGAAAGUACGCGUUCAAGCAGACUUCUUUCUCCAACAUGAAGAACACCGAAAGACAAUGUCAUCACGACAGACUGAACACGGUACUGCAGUCAUUUGAUUACCGCAGUCACAAACAAAGGAACUCCUUAGUAUUACCACCUGUUGAAAUCGCUCAAUAAUCACGUCUUCUCUAAAAUCCGCUGUAAACCGAUCGUACGUGAGCAUCAGGUACUGAGAUUGGCGCCGUGACCAAGAAAUCCCUCAAACGCUCUUGGUUGACUCGUCCGUAAAUUAGACUCUCACCAGAUUUACUUGAACGACAAUCCCAGCCGUCUGAUCAAGUUACACACUUGAGCUGUGAUCCCGGUAUCAGAAUUUCUUCAUUUACGCACUUACAUGAUUGCUGGUUGUGCUAACUGAGAUUUUGACUCAAAUAAUUUGAUUUUGAAAACUGGAUUACGGUACGAAGUGAUACUGAAACAAACACAUGUCAAACUACAUUAGCCAUCAAAUUAAACGCCCGGAUAUUGUUAGAAGAAAUCAAGAAGAAGCACGAAACUCCACACUAUACAUUUUAAAACAGUAUGGACCAACAUUUUACUUGCUACAAGACGGUUCAAAGCAAAAAUAUAAGGUACAACUCGGUGAUGUUCAUACCUGCUCAUGUAGUGACUUUACCAAAAAUCGUGAACUAUGUGUUCAUUUAUGCUGGAUGUUAAUUAGACGAUUCAAAGUAGACCCAAAUAAUCCUGUAUCUUGGCAGCCUGGAUUAGUUGAACGAGAAAUAUCAGCUCUUUUAGACGGACAGCAUUCAGUAACAAAUAACAUCACAAAUGUAAAUGAGCCUAAACCUCUGAAUGAGGAUAAGUUUGAUGAAAAGCCUUCAUAUAGCCUACAACGCCAAAUUGGAGAAAACGAUAUUUGCUCAAUAUGCCAAGAUUACCUUUUUUCUCAAGUACGACUUCCAGUAACAUUCUGCCGUAAAAAUUGUGGUAACAGUCUACAUAUACGAUGUAUGAAAGUAUGGACAGAUUAUCAAAGAAAACAAAACCAUUUAGGAUUAAUGGAUUACGUAAAAUGUCCUAUUUGUCGAGAGGAUUUUGCACCCUUACAUGUUCUUAUUCGGGAAUUUACAGAAAACGUGAGAAAAGAUAUUAAAAAGUCUACUGAACCUAAACAUGUUCACAAUAUGACCAUUAUUGGUCAAGCAAACGAUGCGCAGAGAAAACUGGAUAUCGAAACAAUGCAAGCAAGACAUUCAAAUACACGAUGUUUAUCAUGUUUAUGCUCGCCAAUAUUAGGUAAUAUUUAUCGUUGUGAAAUAUGCUAUCAAUUAGGAGAAGAUGAAAAUUUAAAUCCAUUUUUAUGUUCACUGUGUUUUCGUUCUGAUAAGCAUUUACAACAUAAUCUAUAUGUUUAUAGAGAGACAUCACACGGAAAAUGGCUUGAAGUACCACCUAAUCGAGGUGCUAUUAUAAAUAUCUCUGGACAGUUAGUCAGCAAAGUUCAAGAAGACAAUGAAAAGCUUCAGUCAAGCUCAACAGAAAAAUUCAACCAUUUUCCAAUUAACGAAGAAUGGAAACCUCUUCAAUUAGCCGAACUAGCUCAAAUUCGUCAGUGGACAAUUAGAAUUCCAAGGAAUCAUUCUGAUCUCAUCUCAUCAAAAUCGUGGGAUAAAGAAAUUAAUAGUGAUAAUAAAAUUAAAUCUGUGAAAGGAAAGUCAUCGACAAGUUAUAAUUUGUUUUCAGAGCGUUCUGGGACAUUAUUUACGAUGGGAUUGUUAUCACCAGGUCAUCAAUGUCUUCUUUGUUUAAUGUUUUUUAAAGUAAAUGAUAAAGUUAGACGACUGUCACCAGGCUGUCAACAUAUUUUUCAUUCACAUUGUAUCGAUCCGUGGCUGCUUCAUAAGUCAUCAACAUGUCCGAUUGAUAACACACCUAUUCGCCCUGUAAAGACAAUCGAUAAAAAAUCAUCGACAAAUCGUCCACCAGGACAAAGAACUGAUGAAAUGUUGAUUGAAAAUUUGAGUGAAUUAAAAAUUUUUGCAAAACGUAUUGAAGGUAAACCGAAAAUUAAAGCGAAUCCUGCUCAUAAUAACUUAGCAAGUACUGGGGAUUCAUUUAAAAGAAAAAUUUAA